GUUAUCAUGCCACCAUUUCGUGAUCCUUUGAAAAAAGCACAAUAUGACAAGGAUGAUGAAAAGAGAACUCUUCUUCAGUGUGAGACUGGCAAAAUCUAUACAAUGAAAGAAUUUAAAGAGAUCGAGAAGGCCCAAUUGCAUUCCAGGUUCCCGAGUAUUUCUAAUUCAAGGCAAUGUAUGACUCCAAAUGAAUGGCUUAAAGUGUCCAUGAGAUAUAUAGAAAGUGAAUUUUGUAAAAAGAGCAGGGUCAAAGUGAAGACGAAUUUUCGUACCAGUAGUUUAGAUUUGAAUCAAUUGAAAAGGGAGCCUAAUUUUCUGGAAUCCCAGGAGAAAAGACGGUCAGUCACAAGUUUUGACAACAAUAUAUCCUGAUUGCUGAUCUGUGCAAGGACCCACAAAGGAAGACUGCUUUAAAUGAGUUCCCUGCUGGCAGGGAUCCUUCUGAGGGGCCAAGGAAGACAUUGAAGAAUCACUCUCUCUGUGCAAUAAACUUCCUUUAAUUUAGCGUUCAGUGUCUGUGAUGAUUAAGAAAUGACAAUACAAAAACCCCAAACAAGCAAACAGGCAUGGUGGCAUUCCCCCCCAAAGUGUAUUUUCCUCUGAAGUUAAAAUAUUCAUGAAGGGGCCAAUAAAGAGAGCUGUCUUACUGAA
This is a messenger RNA of Cricetulus griseus (Chinese hamster), 651 nucleotides long. The record is from RefSeq and is a predicted model, not a curated record. Lineage: Eukaryota; Metazoa; Chordata; Mammalia; Rodentia; Cricetidae.